Molecule: messenger RNA, 2142 nt
Organism: Rotaria socialis
Lineage: Eukaryota; Metazoa; Rotifera; Eurotatoria; Philodinida; Philodinidae
Source: the annotation of a GenBank genome assembly
AUGUCUGGUAUCAAGCGCACACGACCAGAUGAUAUUCCGUCGGUACAAUCUCAAACAAAAUCCGAUACAGCUUCGCCGAAAAUUGAAGCAUCAGCAGUUUUCGUUAGUAGUAUCGAAGAAGAAUAUAAUUGCCCAAUAUGCUUUGAAUUAAUCAGCGAAGCAUAUGUUUCUCGAUGUGGACAUAGUUUCUGUAGUAAAUGCCUUCAACGAACAGUUGAAUCUCAUCGUCGAUGCCCCAAGUGUCAAUUAAGUCUUCAACCAUCAGAUAUUUUUCCUAAUUAUACAUUAAAUGCAAUAAUUGAAAAAUAUCGUCAACAACGUCCGUUACCUCAAACAUUUGCUAAAUAUGGUAGUAUUGUUGAUCAUAUUUCCGAUUUGGUAACUAAUGUCCAUACACUAAAUGCUCAAGAUCUCGAUCUACUGAUUUCUGUUUUUCGUCAACAUAAAGAAAAGCUUGAUUCGAAUAAUGAAUAUAUUCAUAAUCGUUUACUUGAAAUAUUUCUAACUCAUGUUCAUCAUGAACGAAGUGGAGCAAUUGAAUCAUUAUCAAAAGAAUUAAAUAUUGUUGAUGAAGAUUUAAAACAAAUGAACAAACGACAAAAGUGUUCAUCCUCCUCCUCCUCCUCCUCCUCAUCAUCAAAUACAAAUAUCAAUAUCACAACAGAUUCAAAUUUCAAACAGACUGCAGAUGAUAAUGUGUUAGUAUCAUCCAAAUCAACGAAUAAUAUUAAAGAAGAUUCCUCAGCGUCAUCGUUGUCAUCAUCAUCAUCAUCAUCAUCUAUUGAUACUACAACUGUUAAUGAUACUGUACCAAAUUGGAUACAAUCUGGAGGACAAGAUCUUCGAGCAACUCCGGACACGAAAACAGAUAAACGAGAAGCCGUACCCGAAAGUAUAGCAACAAUAACAACUGCUGCAAGAACUGUAUCAACUGGUGCUAUUGUUCCCGAGGAAACAAAUCAAUAUGAUGAUAUUGAAAAUCGAACAAAAAUAAUGAUGCGUUUUAUGGAUGAUUUAACAAAUAUUUAUUUUUCAACAAGAAAUUCAUUGAGAUUGACUGUUGACAAUGAUGGAUUAUGCAAUGGUGAUAGUGGCUUAGGUACAUUUCGUGAUAGUCUUGCAGCUGUAACAAAAUAUUCUCGUUGUAAACCUAUUGCUACCGUUAAUUUUGUCGGAGAAAAUUUUGCUCAAGCUAGUAUUGUCUCAAGCAUUGAAUUUGAUCGUGAUUAUGAACAUUUUGCUGUUGCUGGCGUUUCCAAGAAAAUUAAACUAUACGAAUAUCAAUCUGUAUUAGAUAAUUCUGUUGAAUUACAUUAUCCAACAAAAGAAGUUGCAUGUACAGCAAAAUUAAGUUGUAUUAGUUGGAAUCCAUACUUGAGAAAUUAUUUGGCAUCAAGUGAUUAUGAUGGAUUUGUUACAAUUUGGGAUAUGGCUACAGCACAAAAAGUUCGAACGUUUCAAGAACAUGAAAAACGCUCAUGGAGUGUUGACUUUUGUUCAUCGGAUCCUAAAUUACUUGCUUCUUGUUCUGAUGAUUGUCGAGUCAAAAUUUGGUCAAUGCAUAAUGACUAUUCCGUGACAACUAUUGAUGCUAAAUCAAACGUUUGUUGCGUUAAAUUUAAACCAGAUUCUCAAUAUAAUAUUGUUUUUGGCACAGCUGAUCAUAAUUUAUAUUAUUUUGAUUUACGUAAUACACGUGAACCUUGUAAUUUACUUAAAGGACAUAAAAAAGCUGUAUCAUAUGCUCGAUUUUUAUCGAAUAAUGAAAUUGUUUCGGCAUCAACAGAUAGUCAACUUCGAUUAUGGCGCGUUACCGAAGGACAAUGUUUAAGAACAUAUCGUGGACAUGUAAAUGAAAAAAAUUUUGUUGGCUUAGCAGUUUCAUCGGGUUACAUCGUGUGUGGUAGUGAAGCAAAUACAGUACAUUUGUAUCAACGUGAAAUUUCUCGACCUUUACUUAGCUAUAAAUUUGAUGAUCAAAAUAAUAAUGGAACAGUUAAAACAGUAACAAAUACAACGGAACGAGUUAAAAAAGAAGAAAGUGGAUCGGAAUUUGUUAGUGCUAUGUGUUGGAGUAAUCGUGAAAAUAUUUUACUGGCAGCAAAUAGUCAAGGAAUUGUUAAAGUAUUGGAAUUGGUUUAA